Benincasa hispida (wax gourd) is the source of this 1084-nucleotide messenger RNA. RefSeq names its product pathogenesis-related genes transcriptional activator PTI5-like. Gene Ontology annotation, molecular function: DNA-binding transcription factor activity; DNA binding. NCBI's taxonomy places the organism in Eukaryota, Viridiplantae, Streptophyta, Magnoliopsida, Cucurbitales, Cucurbitaceae. Gene Ontology annotation, biological process: ethylene-activated signaling pathway; regulation of DNA-templated transcription. The record is from RefSeq and is a predicted model, not a curated record.
ACAUUCUCUGUCCUGUCCUAGAUUUAACUCACUUUUUAGUAAAUUCUAGUUAUAAUUGACUCUUUUGCUUCUUUCUUAUUCUUACUUACUUUAUGUUACUAUUGAAUUUUCAUCUCAAUUUGGUCUAGUUUGUAUGUGUAUAUAUAUAUAAUGGAGAAAUUCUUAAUAAGGGAGACAAGUUGGAUAAUAUAAUGAAAAAGUAAGGGCAAAAAAGGGAGUGAAGAAGUAGAAAAAGCAGCCAAUUUGGAAAGGUUAUAACUCAAAUUUCCAAGGAAUAAAAUUGGUAAGCCAAGGCCAAGCAAAGGCAUGUGGGCUUUUAAUUUUGUAAACCCAAAUUGUAUUCUGUGUUAUGUUUUUUUUUUUUUUUUUUUUUUUCAAACUUGAAAUCGCCACCAAAAGCCAUGGUUUUAGCCUCCCACACCCAAUCCGAUUUGCCUUUUAAUGAGAACGAUUCUCAGGAUAUGGUCAUUUACCAAGUUCUAAACGCCUCCAUGUCUUCCGAUUCUACCCUUCCCGCCGCCGCCGCUGACCAGCCCAACUCCAACGCCAACGCCCCCCGCCGCCUCAAUUCCCCCGUUCGAACCAUUGCCAAGAAGCAUUACAGAGGGGUCCGCCAGCGCCCUUGGGGUAAAUACGCCGCUGAGAUACGUGACUCCACCCGACACGGCGCCCGCGUCUGGCUUGGAACCUUCGCCACCGCCGAGGAGGCUGCUUUGGCUUAUGAUACUGCCGCUUUCAAUAUGAGAGGCUCUAAAGCACUUCUUAAUUUUCCCCCGGAAGUGGUGGCAGCGGCGGCGGCUGCAGCGGCGACGACAAGGAAUUUCCCACCGUCGAAGAGGAAGCUUAACGCUGAGCCGAGUGGUAGUAGCUCUAGCAACAUUUCAAUGGCGACAUCAAGAUCAGAAUCAGAUAGCAGCGCUCCUGAAUAGACUUGGCUAAAAAUUUGUAAUGUUACUUGCUAAUUACCAUCCAUUAUUGUUUGUCUCUCUUUCUCUCUCUCUCCUUUUUGUGUAUAUAUAUUUGAUGUUUCGAUUUUUAAUUAUGUUUUGGGAAAUAGAACAGUAGUAGACAAAUUUGAUUGGAA